AUGCCUUCCACUCGCCAAAUCCUUGCCACGCUGGCCGCUGCCGCCUUCACCUCAUCGGUUGAAGCAGCCAUGGGACCGGCUUUCAGCACUGGGCCAGUCGGUAGUGGAUCUUGGAUUCGUGAGGCAUCUUCCACACUCGUUCUGCCCAAGGCCCCCACCACGCAGCUUGGCGACUCUAGUCUCUGGGUUGGAAUGGGAACCUCGAAUGGCGACCUGAUUCAGUCCAUCGCCGACAUGGACUCGAACGCGUGGAGCGUGUACGGAUAUACGCUUGUGAGCACCUCGGACACAACACAGAUGCCCGUUCAGACUGAGCCUACGACGGCUAAGGAGGGUGACAAGAUCACCAUGCACUACAAGUUCGAUGACAAGAGCGGCAACUACACCCAAUACGUUCUCGUCAACAACAAGCAAGUCGCCACUCUCUCAACCAGCGAUGGCCACGCUAUGGGAUGGGGGAGCGCCGUUGAAUGCGCCGCUGACGACUGCGGUACCAUGCUUGCCCACAAGUGGAUUAACACUACCAUCAUUCUCAACACUGCGGAUCCGAACUAUGUCCAGACCAUGGGCAAGGGCGAGGGUGUCACUGGCGAAAUGUCGACGAGCGAUGGUGGAAUCACAUGGAAGGUGACCGACAUCAACAUUCCUCAAUUCUCCUUUGGCUCUAUGGCGCAAGAAAUCUUCAGGAAAAGUCUUCUGACUCGUUUGCGAUGGGAUGUUUUCGGUGAACUCGACGACAUUACGGUAGAAAGCGGUAUAUCGACGGACGAAGGACCAACCCUGGAGCCCCUCCAGGGACACCCCAUUGCGGAGGAAGACGUGAUGAAUGCUACUGUACCUCGAAUCGAAAUCACGAUCUCAGUGCUCAACUGGAAGAGAGUACAUGAUGAAAAUGAAGAAGAAUUCCGCUAUCAGCCCCCGCCACCAUUGAUCCUAGAAGAGAAUGAACGCUUUGGACCUAUCAAGUUAGGAGAAUUCGUGACCAAAGUCCACACCUACCUCAGACAGCACAAGAAAGCGAUCGUUGAGGCGAUAAGCGACGAGCUCUUAGACGGGGAAAUUGAUUUAAAAGAAGGUUGGAAAGAGGUAGAAGUAGGGACAGAAGAUGAUGCUCAUAUCGCGGAGAGAGCCCGGUACAUUUUCCACGGCGUCGACGAAUCGCCGCGCUUCUAUCCCGACUUAUCUAGACUCUCUGUCAAUAUCUGGGCGGAUGGAGAGGAUGACAUGACGACUGAAGAAUAUUGGCAAAACCGAUGAAUUGUAUCAUUACUGUGCCUGCAAGCACGUCAAGACUAAGUUUAACUCUUAC
Molecule: messenger RNA, 1309 nt
Organism: Dothidotthia symphoricarpi CBS 119687
Lineage: Eukaryota; Fungi; Ascomycota; Dothideomycetes; Pleosporales; Dothidotthiaceae
Exons: 3
Coding region: 1-1257 (418 amino acids)
Source: RefSeq, a predicted model, not a curated record